Messenger RNA from Agrilus planipennis (emerald ash borer), 6603 nucleotides. Its product is annotated as otoferlin. NCBI's taxonomy places the organism in Eukaryota, Metazoa, Arthropoda, Insecta, Coleoptera, Buprestidae. Gene Ontology annotation, cellular component: membrane. Gene Ontology annotation, biological process: plasma membrane organization. The transcript has 25 exons. The coding region runs from base 189 to 6302 and encodes 2037 amino acids. The record is from RefSeq and is a predicted model, not a curated record.
CUAAAAGCUCCCACGUUCGGUACGUUUCGUAGUGCGUUCGGUAGCAGGAGAAUAACCGUCAUGUAAGCAUCCAGAGAGUAGCAGGACUCUCCUUUAAUCAACAAGUCCUCCUGCUAAGUUCCGUGGUAGCAGCAGCAGGAUAAAAGUAUCAAUCGCGGGUGAAAAACGCGUGUAGGGUAGUAGUAGUCAUGUCUCUAUCUAUCAAACUGAAGCAGUUUCAUAUUCCCAAAGUCAAGGGAGAGAAAUUGGCGAGAAUCGAAUUUCGAGGAGUCUCGCAUUUAUCCAAGUUAUUCGAGGAUGCUGAAGGAGAUAUUAUUAUUAUAGACCAGAGGUUCGAUUGGCCUGUAGCACGACCGAUUGAGGAAAGCGAACUGCUCCAAAUUGAAUUGGUUGCCCGGAAUCGCUUAUUCCCGGACAAAAUUAUAGGAACGUACUUACUGGUGUUACAGCAAGUAGUAAAAGAUGGACGUAUAAACGUUCACGACAAUCUAAUUGAUAGCAAUAACAAACCGUUGCCGGCGACGGUUGAAUUCGAAGUACUCUAUAUUACCCCCGACGGUUCAAAUGUUUCCUUUACGGACAGCGCACAAGCUUACGAUAUGUUUCCGGAUGACCAACAAAUGCUUAUCGAUAUCGAACAGAAUAUCGCUAACAUAGAAAGAAGCAUUUCCGACAAUAAACAGGAAAGGAUUCAAGUAACAACCAAAAGCCGCAGAGCCGUGUUGGAAAGGGCAAUAACGUUCAGCGCUUCGGCAAAAUCCACAGAUUCAGCGGACAAAGGUGAACGUAAGAGAAAUUCAACGUUUCGAAACAUGAAAAGCUUAAUGCGGUUCGGAAAGCAGAGGCCUUCGAGGGAAUCCGGAAGCGAUGAUGAAAAUGCCUAUCUCCUUCAAAGGCCCGAUUCUGCUAAGAGCUCUCGCCAUCAAUCUGAAUCCGAAUCAGCCCCAAUAUCGCGGGCAGAAAGUCAAACAUCCCUUGAUUCUAAUCUGGAAGACAGUAGCCAGUCGCAAACGUUACAACUUCAAAGGAAAACAUCCAAAAUAAAAUCGGAAAUUGCAAACGCAGAGCAGUCAGCGUUAAAAGCUCAAGAUUUCCAGGUUUGCAUUACAAUAAUUGAAGCGCGUCAGUUGGCAGGACUUAAUAUGGAUCCAGUGGUGUGCAUUCAAAUUGGCGACCAAAGAAAGUACACGAGCGUCAAGGAGAGUACGAAUUGCCCGUAUUACAAUGAAUAUUUUGUGUUUGACUUCCAUAUGCCUCCACAAAAUCUUUUCGACAAAAUCAUCACACUGUCGGUGCUACAAUCUCGCAAUUUUCUGAGGACUAACAAAUUACUGGGCAGUUUCAAGCUUGAUAUUGCUACGGUGUUUUCGCAGCCAGAUCAUCAGUUUUACCACAAAUGGGCUCUUUUGACCGACCCUGACGAUAUUUCUGCGGGCCCCAAAGGAUACCUCAAAUGCGACAUCAGUGUUAUCGGAAAAGGCGAUACCGUGAAAGUUCCACCUAAAAGCGAAAAGGACGAAGACGACAUUGAAGCAAAUCUUCUUCUGCCGGACGGAGUUCCAAUAGAUCGUCAAAGGGCGCGCUUCAUAUUAAAAAUAUACAGGGCGGAUGGCUUACCGAAAAUGAAUUCUUCAUUGAUGGCCAAUGUCAAAAAAGCGUUCACUGGAGAAAUAAAUGACCUCGUUAGUCCAUUCGUUCAAGUUUCAUUUGCUGGACUUACGGGUAAAACGAGUGUAAAAAAGAACAGUUAUUCUCCAGUUUGGAACGAACAAUUAGUCUUCACCGAAAUGUUUCCUCCCUUGUGUCAACGAAUAAAAAUUCAAUUGCGCGAUUACGAUCCCGUCAAUCCGAAAAUUAUAGGGACCCAUUACCUAGACCUGAAGACAAUAGCUAAUGACGGAGAGAAGGGCUUUCUUCCUACCUUCGGUCCCUCCUUCAUACACCUGUACGGCUCCACGAGAGAUUACAGCAUCAUAGAUGAACAUUAUAAUCUCAACAUCGGAUUAGGGGAAGGUGUCUCGUACAGAGCAAGACUCUUCAUUGCUUUGAGAACCGAAAUAACUGACACGAUCGAUUUUUCUCCUUCGAAAGUCGAAUUGGAACCAACAACAUCGGUUUCUGAAUCUGCGUAUGGAAAGUACGACGAAUUCUUCCUGUUCGCAUCGAUUCUAGAAGCCACAAUGAUAGACAAGAAAAUCGGGGAGAAACCAGUGUAUUUCGAAAUCAGUAUUGGAAAUGCCGGAAACGUAAUUGAUGGCCAAAACGAAUCGUACAACGCCGAAAUUAACAUUUCUGACCAAGAGGAAAUUGAAUCAGUGGUUAGUGAUGGUGGUUCUUGGCAAAGCACAACAUCUCCCACAAAACCCAUGACCCAUGAUCGACUGUAUUACUUCCUUCCUUACUGGGAUGACAAGCCUUGCAUGCAUGUCCGAUCUAUUUGGCCCGACCAUCGAAGAAGAAUGUACAACACCAACAUCAUUGUCAAAAUAGUCGAAAAACUGGAAGAAGGGUUACUAGAGGUUCAUUCAAUGAUUGAAGCCGAAAACCCGAAUACUGAAACUCGUUUGAAGCAAGUUCUAGACGAACUUUCUAUGGGCUGCAACAAAUACGUUUCUAUCACGAAAGGGUCGUCUUCGGCACCGGGAAACGGAAAAACGAAACUGGAUAAAGAAUAUACGAAGCUUUGUCAAAGGGAAAUCGAAAAUAUUGGUGCUACAUCUCGUAACCUAAAAGCUGUCGUUACCAAAAGUUCCAUUAGAGAAAGAUACAAAACGGCACAAAAAUAUCUGGCCAAACUAAAAUUUAUUAUGGAAAAUCCCCAGCAUUCUUUACCUGACGUGUUUAUUUGGCUAAUAAGUGGUGGAAAAAGGCAAGCUUACCAAAGAAUAUCUGCCCGAGAUAUAAUUUAUUCAAUAGUGGAUGAAGAAUGUGGAAAGAUAUGCGGGAAAGUACAAACAAUGUUUCUAAAGCUCCCAGGAAAAAGGAGCUCGGGACAAAGCGGUUGGACGAUCCCAGCAAAACUAAACAUUUACUUGUGGCUUGGGUUAUUAAAACACAAAAAACAUUUCUUAAGUGGCCUUAUUAAAGGAUACGAGAUAUCGAACGAAAUUCGCAACGCCGAAAGACCAAAAGCAUUGCCACCCACUACCAUUCAUUACGUAGAAAAACACAUCUUUCAACUACGAUGUUACGUCUACCAAGCGAGGUCCUUGAUCGGUUCAGACGCUUCAGGAUUGUCUGAUCCUUUUGCCCGUAUAAUAGCCGGAGAGUAUAGUAAAACAACGCAGGUCAUAGACGAGACCUUAAGUCCAACAUGGGAUGAGCUACUCAUAUUCGACGACAUCCUUCUGUUUGGAGCAGCUAAUGAACUCAAAGUCAAUCCCAUUACAAUCAUAAUAGAGAUUUACGACCAAGAUAAGGUUGGAAAGGCAGAAUUUAUUGGUCGGGCAAUCGCGAAACCACACGUCAAAUUGGCCAACGAAAUGUACAGCAAACCAAAAUUUCCUACAAGUUUGGAAUGGUUCGAUUUGGCGAGAGGUAGCGACCACGCUGGUGAAUUAUUGGCAGCAUUUGAAUUAAUAGAAGUGUCAAACGAUGGAGACAUAACGUUACCUCCCUUGCCAUCCCCUAAACGCACUUUUGUCGGGGAAGAGGACCAGCAACAAAAUGCAGUACCGCUUCUUCCAGUUCCUCGAGGAAUUCGACCAACUUUAAGCAAAUAUAGGAUCGAAGUGCUCUUCUGGGGUUUACGCGACCUGAAACGGGUCCAUUUGUUAACCGUAGAUAAACCUAGAGUAGAUAUCGAAUGUGCUGGUCAUAUUCUUUAUUCGUCUGUGAUACAAAACGCUAAAAAGAAUCCAAACUUCAGCACACCAAUUAAAUUUUUAGAUCUAGAACUGCCAGAACAGGAACUUUACAGGCCACCGCUCACCAUAAGGGCCGUGGACUGUCGAAGUUUUGGAAGAUACACUUUAGUAGGUACCCAUAUAAUAAACUCGAUACAAAAAUACAUGUACAGCCCAUCGAACAAAAAAGAACGUGAAUCCGAAGACCAACAAUCCAUCUUCGACUUACGCACCAUAGAAUGCGGACCCAAUUACCAACAGAACUGUUUGGGGGCGUCGUCAGAUUUAGGCAGUUCCAGAGAAAGAAGCCCAUUGCUUCCAAAAGACGUUGCAAUAACCAUCGACUACGGUACAAGUCACGUAGAGAAGAAGUCGAAAUCGGAAGUCAAGAAACGAAGGAAGCACAGUGCGGAAACUGAAGGUGACGACGAAGUCGAAGGAAGAGACUGGUGGACUAAAUAUUUCGCGUCAGUUGAAGAAAUGAUAAGCGAGUGCAAGGAAGCUAGAAAGACCUGCAAUCAAAACGGGAAUCUUAACACUUUAACUAAUGGGAAUGUGGGAAGAAUUAACAGCACUUUUUCCAUGAAUUUAGACAAAAGUCCCGAGAAGAAAAUAUUUGGUUUCAAAACAGCAACAAAAGUCAGUCCAAGACACGGAAAAUUCAAACCUAAAAAGAAACCAGCACUUUGUAAAAUUUAUCCUUCAGAACUCGAGUGUGUUCCUGAAUUUGAAGGGUUCAAGGAAUGGCUCCAUACAUUUGAGUUGUACCGGGGUAAAAAAACCGGCGAUGACACCGAAGACGAAAGCAGAAUUGUUGGAGCAUUUAAGGGUUCCAUAAAAGUUUACAAGUGGCCUCUACCAAAAGACGUAGAACAUCACACAGUUAUGGGGUUCGAUCCCCAAUACGGGUUUUUCCAAGGGGUGCCGUCAAACGAACCCAUCCACGUCUUAGUAAGAGUGUACGUAGUCAAAGCGAACGACCUUCAUCCCAUGGAUUACAAUGGAAAAGCCGAUCCCUACAUAGUCCUUCAACUGGGAUCUAAAAGAGUAAGCGACAAGGACAAUUACGUAUCGAAGCAGCUGAAUCCGGUAUUUGGAAAAUGUUUCGAAUUCGAAGCUACGUUCCCACAGGAUUCGAUGCUCACCGUUCAAAUUUACGACUGGGAUUUAGUCGGAUCGGACGAUAUGAUUGGAGAGACAAAGAUCGAUUUGGAAAACAGGUUUUAUAGCAGGCACCGAGGCACCUGUGGGAUUCCAGAAAAAUACGAGGAGCAAGGAUACAAUACGUGGAGAGAUUCAUUGAAACCGACGCAAAUUCUAUCGAAACUUUGCAAAGAAGGCAAAGUGGACCCACCUGUUUACACCGAUGGUCACGUUCAAAUUGGACACGUGAAUUUUUCGGUCCAUUUCGACGACAUGGAUUUCUACAGUACACCAAACGUGGAAGAGCACAUGGCACUUGCAGUUUUACACAGGUGGCAUGAGUUCCCAAGAAUUGGGUGUCACCUGGUCCCGGAACAUGUCGAAACUCGACCUUUGUACAACCCCAACAAGCCGGGGAUCGAGCAUGGGAAGAUCGAGUUAUGGGUAGACAUGUUCCCCAUGGACAUGCCUCUUCCUGCGGCGGCCCUGGACAUCUCUCCGAGGAAACCAAAGAGUUACGAAAUGAGAGUGAUAAUAUGGAACACUGACGAAGUCGUUUUGGAAGAUGACGCCUUUUUUACGGGGGAGAAAAUGUCCGAUAUUUACGUAAAAGGAUGGUUGAAGAGCUCUGAAGACUGCCAAUGUACAGAUAUUCAUUACCGAUCUCUAACAGGAGAGGGGAAUUUCAAUUGGAGAUUUGUCUUCCCCUUUGAUUACAUGGUGGCCGAACAGAAAAUAGUGAUUUCGAAAAAGGAAUCCCUUUUCUCAUGGGACGAAACCGAAUGUAAAAUUCCGGCACGCAUGGAGCUUCAAGUAUGGGAUGCAGAUCAUUUUUCAGCUGACGAUUUCUUAGGAGCAAUAACUUUGGAUCUCAAUAAAUUUCCCCGAGGGGCAAAAUCGUCGAAAUUGUGCACUUUGGACAUGUUGAGGAACGACGCGACCGUUCCAAUGGUAAAUAUAUUCAAACAGAAAAGGGUGAAAGGUUGGUGGCCGUUCUACGUUAAAAAAGAAAAUGAAGAUCUGGAACUGACGGGAAAAGUUGAGGCAGAAAUACACCUGUUGACGAAAGAAGAAGCUGAGAAAAAUCCGGUGGGUCUAGGAAGAAACGAACCGGAACCGCUAGAUAAACCCAAUCGUCCAGAUUCAUCCUUCAUGUGGUUUAUGAAUCCCCUCAAAUCAAUAAGAUACAUUUUGUGGCACAACUACAAAUGGACGAUACUGAAGCUGACGAUAAUCAUCGGUUUGGCAGUUAUAAUUUUACUUUUUGUUUACUCCAUUCCCGGAUAUUCAGUUAAAAAGAUGAUGGGAGCGUAGUGCGUACUUAUAAGCAAGUAGUUUGUUAUAAAGUACAUAUACAUAAAUUAGUUACAUACUUUAAGCUCAGUUUUAGCUUAGUUAGUAACAUAUACAAAGUAAAUAUUCGUUACAGUUCAAUUAAAAGGUUUCUCGUUUGAAUUGCAUGGGAACAUUUUUUGACAAACAUAUACACAUAUUUUAAAAAGUACUUAAUACAGCAAACAAUAACAAAUAUUUAUAAAUAGAAGAAAACACAUUUAAGAACGUGGAGAGAUAUGAUUUGUAAAUUUUUCAAUAAGUAGUUAUAGCUAAUCUGUAA